Molecule: messenger RNA, 387 nt
Organism: Durio zibethinus
Lineage: Eukaryota; Viridiplantae; Streptophyta; Magnoliopsida; Malvales; Malvaceae
Source: RefSeq, a predicted model, not a curated record
AUGGGAGGCUGUGCGAGCAAACCUAAGGAGUAUGACAUCCCUGAGAAGCCUCAGCUUGGGACCGCUGCUCAGGAUAACACUAAUGGAGGUGAGACUCAGACUGAAAAACCUUUGGUAGAUCUUUCUGAAUCAGAUAAAACGGCUCAAGGCUCUUCCUCUGAGCCAGAGGGCGCUGCUUCUGAACCAGUUUCCGCAGAGACAGUGGCUGAGACCGCCAAACCAACAGAGGAGGACGUUAAAGCCUCCACCAACAUUGCUGAGGAUAAGGUUGAGGUUACUGAUAAUACCACAGUACUGCCGGUAAAGGAGGCUGAAGCUGCUCACAAUUCAAAUGCUGCCCCAAGCAAGGAAGAAGUCAAAAGCGAUGCACCUCUCGUCCCUCUGUGA